GAGUUGUGGGAGUGUGACGCUACAACCACCUUAUAAAGGGACUCACCGUGUGUCUUGAAAUUAGAGCACGUUGCCUAAAUUUGAGGUCUCCACACAGUCACUGAAAAGCCGCUGUCAUGCAUUCGUUGAAGUUGGACCACAUGCUUCAUAUGACCGAGACGCCGCUCUUCUGGGUCGGGACAUUCACCGUGGCCUCACUGUCUUUAUGGGUGCUCCACCGACUCCUCCAGGGUUUUCGGAUUUGGGUCUUGGGAAAUGGACAGUUGCUCUCUCCGAAAUUGGGCAAAUGGGCAGUUGUGACGGGAGCCACAGACGGAAUCGGGAAAGUCUAUGCAGAGAAGCUUGCUGGAAAAGGGUUUGCCAUGAUGCUCAUCAGUCGCUCCCAGGACAAGCUGGAUGACGUCGCCAGGCAGCUUGAGGAGCAAUACAAGGUGGAGACCAAGACCAUCGCUGUGGACUUUGGUCUGUCGGAUAUCUACCCCAAGAUCGAAGCUGGACUGGCAGGCCUGGAGAUCGGAGUGUUGGUGAACAAUGUUGGAAUCUCCUAUCCCUACCCUGAAUACUUCCUGCAUAUUCCUGACCUGGACAACUUCAUCACCAACAUGAUCAAUGUCAACAUGACCUCUGUUUGCCAGAUGACCCGUCUUGUCCUGCCCAGAAUGGUUCAGAGGUCCAAAGGUGUGGUCCUCAACAUCUCCUCUGCUAGUGGCAUGUACCCUGUCCCACUUCUCACUGUAUACUCCUCUUCCAAGGCUUUUGUGGACUUCUUCUCUCGUGGACUUCAGGAGGAGUACAAGGCCAAGGGAAUCAUUGUCCAGAGUGUACUGCCCUUCUUUGUGGUCACCAAGAUGACCCGUAUCAAGAAGCCCACCCUGGACAAGCCUACCCCUGAGCGCUAUGUGGCCGCGGAGCUGAACACCAUCGGACUGCAGGGCCAGACCAACGGCUACUUCCCCCACGCUGUAAUGGGCUGGCUGACCACUGUCCUGGUGCCUAUUAACUUGGUCAUCUACUUCGGGGCCAGGAUGAACCGAGCCCAACGCACCGGAUACCUGAAGAGGAGGAAGCUGAGGGAACUGGCCAACCAGAGCAACGGAAAGAGUGACCUGCUGAAGAGCGAGUAAAACCAACUCCAUAGCAACGAAUGCAGACUAGAAGCUGACCAUAGAACUACCAUUCAACUACCCUGGACUGUCUGUCUUGAUCAG
Oncorhynchus tshawytscha (Chinook salmon) is the source of this 1208-nucleotide messenger RNA. RefSeq names its product very-long-chain 3-oxoacyl-CoA reductase-A-like. NCBI's taxonomy places the organism in Eukaryota, Metazoa, Chordata, Actinopteri, Salmoniformes, Salmonidae. The transcript has 11 exons. The coding region runs from base 117 to 1124 and encodes 335 amino acids. The record is from RefSeq and is a predicted model, not a curated record. Gene Ontology annotation, cellular component: endoplasmic reticulum. Gene Ontology annotation, molecular function: oxidoreductase activity.